Messenger RNA from Gigantopelta aegis, 2087 nucleotides. Its product is annotated as E3 ubiquitin-protein ligase TRIM56-like. Bases 216 to 1922 code for a protein of 568 amino acids. Gene Ontology annotation, cellular component: nucleoplasm; chromatin. The record is from RefSeq and is a predicted model, not a curated record. Lineage: Eukaryota; Metazoa; Mollusca; Gastropoda; Neomphalida; Peltospiridae. Gene Ontology annotation, biological process: positive regulation of DNA-templated transcription. Gene Ontology annotation, molecular function: ubiquitin-protein transferase activity; zinc ion binding. The transcript has a single exon.
AAAAGUGUGUUUCUUUAUUGUCAAUGGAUAAUAGUAUUUGCACAAAUAAUCAAUGUCACAUAUUACUAUCAAUCACAUCCACAGCUGUUUUUUCUCCGUAAAUAUUUCUUGGUGCACCUCGAACUUUGACACGGAACUCUCUUCUUUGGUACUAUGCAACCUGCACAGGGUAACGCUGUCACGUGAUGUCAUAACAAGGAAGUGAAACUAGAAACAUGGCGACAGGCUCGAACAUCAGCUCCGACACUUGCAGUAUUUGUACUGAACAUUUUAACCAGCCAAAACUUCUGCCAUGUUUCCACACGUUCUGUCUGGAAUGUCUACAACAGUUUGUGUCGUCAUCGUCCAAGGACGGUCAGUUCCUGUGUCCUCUGUGUCGGUAUCAAGUGACCUUACCUGAGGUGGGAGUGACGGGCUUUCAGACUAACUUCUAUAUUGAGGCCAGGGCGGAGAAGCAAGGCCACAGUGGAGGUGAGUGUUGUGGGGUGUGUGAGCAGCGUGCGACUCACUCGUGUCGUGAGUGUGAAAUCAUGCUGUGUGACACGUGCACAAAAGGUCAUCGAAUUGUUCCAGUCUCGCGAUCUCACCUGUUAAUAAAUCUGAGUGAUUCCAGUACAGAAAAAACAUUUUUGUCAAAGCAAACAUUUUGCGAAAAACACAAGGACGAAAAGCUGAGAUUUUAUUGUUUACCCUGCAGUAAGAUGAUUUGUCGAGAUUGUAAACAUACAAACCAUGAAGGUCAUAAGACAAAAGAUAUCGCCGAUGUUGUUGAAGAAGCUCGAACCAGCCUGACCAAAACGAAAGUAGAACUAGAAAUGUUCAAAGCAAAAAUAGAAAAAUCAAUUGGUAAUAUUAAUGAAAAUAGCACUAAUAUGUCUAAACACAUAAAGGAUGUUAAAGAAGAAAUAAACAAGCUUGCUGAUUCAUUGGUUGUCAUGAUAAACAAGGCACGUCGUAUAGAGAUAGACAGAGUGACAGACAUAGACAAAACACACGAAAAGAAAUAUUCCGAUGAACAAUGUAGAUUAACACAAAGAAAAUGUUUCCUACAGAGUCAGAUUGAUCGCACGGACGCCAUGUUGAAAGAUGGACUUGAGUGUGAUGUAUUGACAGCUGACAGCGAGAUGAAGCAACGACUCGCAGAAAUACAGAAGGAACAGCAGCUUGACUCAGAUUUUGAUUCUAAAUCUUUGAAUAUUUCUGACAUUCCGCCAGUGACUCCAGGUGUGCUGGAUGUUGUCAGGUGUGCAGUCCGUAACGUCAUGACUCAUGUUUUUCCAAUUUCAAGAAAACCUACAUCACUAAAGGUGUUGGAAACAUUCUUUGAUGCAGGGUCUACAGUGCAUUCUAUAUGUUUGACGAAAAGUCUAAACAUUCUGAGUGUGCAAGGCAAAGAUUGUCAUGUUUGUCUAUUUAAAGAAUCGCUUUCCCCAAUAUUAACAUUCAGAGUUAGUCUGGAUAAGGUGAUCAGUGAAGGAGUUCAUGGUGUGAUAGAGAAACACAACAAAGACAACCCAGACAACAAAAUACCUGCAGAUGAUUACACAAACCUGAAGAAACCGUUUCCGUACAAGGACACUAAUAACAAUGGUGACACGUGCUGGGUUAUCAAGGAGCAUAACUGGGUUGGUAUUCAAACUGCCAGCGGAGAUAUCCGAACAUUGACCUUCAACCCAUUUGCUGAACCCGGACAAGAGUUCAGACCUUUAGAUGUGUGCUGGGGAAACAAUCAGGAAGUAUAUAUUGUGGAUGGUGAAACACAUAUGAUUAUUGUGUAUAGUCUUCAAGGUGGAUUUCAGAAUUCAAUUAUAACAACCAACGAAAUGUAUGAUCUUACUCCCACAGCUGUAGCUAUGAACACAAAUGGAAACCUUGUGGUUGGUGACGCAUACGGCGUGAUUAGUAUUUACAGAAUAGACUGAUUUGUAACUAACUUCAAGUGUCGAAUAACUUUGCUGACUUGUAAGUACAAUCCAUGAUUGGAAAGAAGGAAGGAAAUGUUUUGUUUAACGACGCACUCAACACAUUUUAUUUACGGCUAUAUGGCGUCAGACAUAUGGUUAAGGACCACACAUAUAUUGAGAGAG